GGUCUUGCUUCUUAAGGGGAAGGUCGGAGGCAGGGCAUCAUCAAUGCGAGGCAACCGAUUGGUUAACUAACGCAGCCGUGCCCUGCAGAGCGCCAUUACGCACUGGCGGAGAAGAAAGCUGAUUGGUCCUUUGAGGCGACCCGCCUGGUCGCGAUUAAACUAAUAGCCUUUCUUGGGCGGAAGCUGAAGCCACACCAGUACCAGACUCGACCAUAGACCAAUGCCCUCUUUCGGGUGACUGUCGUCAUAUUACUAAUGAUAGUGAGAGUGGGAAGAGAGAGUAAGCGGAUGCCCCGGCUCCUGCGUCUACUACGCGUCAACCCGCCUUGCCACUGUCAGUCCGAAUUGUGUGGCACGGAUCUGAUUUGUCGGUGACUGGAGUGUUAAGCCUCCUCAGCAGCCAAUAGCUACGUGGUGAGUUGGAGGACGCGGAUUGGUUCGUAGCUGAAGUUAUGCCGUAGUAGCCAAUAGGUUGGUGGAGAAUGGAAGAGAACCAAAUGAAGAAAGUAUUAGUAAACAAAGGAAAUGAGAACAGAGAGAAAAUUGGCUUUGAUGGAGAGGAGAACAACUCAUCAAACAGGAAGAUAUACCUAGAUUACAAUGCAACCACCCCUCUGGCUCCAGAGGUUAUUGAGACAGUUACAGAAGCCAUGCAUGAAGCAUGGGGCAAUCCGAGCAGCUCUUACACAGAAGGUCGAAGGGCUAAAAAUAUUAUAGAUGGAGCCCGUGAAAGUCUGGCUAGAAUGGUAGGGGGACGACCCCAGGACAUCGUCUUCACUUCUGGUGGGACAGAGGCAAACAAUUUAGUGAUCCACACUGCAGUGAAGCAUUUUAAGGAAAGCAUCAAGCAAAGUUCUGAUGGACCAAGAGAAGAUAAACAAAAGACUCUGGGGAUGUGUCCACAUUUAAUUACAUCUUGCAUUGAACAUGACUCAGUCCGUCUCCCUGUGGAGCACCUAGUGAAAGAGCAUGAGGCUGAAGCCACUUUUGUCCCCGUGUCCAAAGUGACAGGACAGGUGGAAGUAGAUGAAGUUGUUGCAGCAAUCCGUCCAACUACAUGUCUAGUUUCCAUUAUGCUGGCCAAUAAUGAAACUGGGGUUAUCAUGCCUGUCUCCGAACUCAGCCAACGGAUUCAAGCUCUCAAUCGGAAGAGAACGGCAUCUGGUCUGCCACGGAUCUUCGUACACACAGAUGCAGCACAGAUGAUUGGGAAAGGUCAAGUGGACGUGCAGGAUCUGGGAGUGGAUUACCUCACUAUUGUGGGGCACAAGUUCUAUGCCCCGCGUAUUGGAGCGCUAUAUGUGCGAGGACCUGGUGUCACCACUCCUCUCCAUCCCAUGCUGUUUGGCGGUGGGCAGGAAAGGAACCUCCGUCCUGGGACUGAGAAUACACCAAUGAUUGCUGGCCUUGGCAAGGCAGCAGACUUGGUGACCAGGCACUGUGAGGUUUAUGAAGCUCACAUGAGGAAGGUCCGGGAUUACUUGGAAGAGAGACUUGAAGCCGCGUUUGAAGAGCAAGGAGUUAAUUUUAACUGCAGACUGAAAGGCUCAAGGCGACUGUGCAACACCUGUAACUUUUCUGUCAUGGGCUCAGGACUAAAAGGUCGGCUGGUGCUAUCUCACUGUAGGACUUUGCUUGCCAGUGUUGGUGCUGCAUGCCACUCCGAGAAGGGUGACCGGCCAUCCUCCAUCCUGCUUAGCUGCGGAAUUCCUUAUGACGUGGCACAGAACGCCUUGCGUCUCAGUGUGGGUCGUGCUACCAGCAAGGAGGAUGUGGACCUGAUUGUGGAAGAUCUGAAGCAGGCUGUGGCUCAGCUACAAUAGGCCAGAUUUUCAGUCACCUAGAGAGACAGUUUUGCCCUCUAAAACCAGGAAGUGAGCUUACCUGACCCUGAUUUUCCAUUGCUCUAGUGCUACUUACAUUUAACAGAAUGAGGCUAGAUAACAUUCUAGUCAGCUCCUGGCCACUGAAUUCUUGUUGAAUAAUCUCUGGUGAUUCCCCAGCCCUUGAAUACAGCAGGCAAGAAAUCAGUGCUCCCUGAAUGUAGUCACUAUGCUGAGCAGGCUCUGCCAGUAGUUUUUACUCAUUGAAGUGGGUAAACAUUUCUAGCUGG
Messenger RNA from Lacerta agilis (Sand lizard), 2113 nucleotides. RefSeq names its product selenocysteine lyase (gene SCLY). The coding region runs from base 483 to 1823 and encodes 446 amino acids. The transcript has 13 exons. The record is from RefSeq and is a predicted model, not a curated record. Lineage: Eukaryota; Metazoa; Chordata; Lepidosauria; Squamata; Lacertidae.